UCCAGCACGCCGGACCGGAUGUCGACGGAGAGCACACAACCGCAUACGCCCAGCCAUGAGGUGGCAGUGCGUCCGCCGCCCAGUGCCGCCAACCAGUGGAAACGCGCUGCACUGAUGGCCCGGAUGGCACCGGCAUUCCGGGAAACCGUAUCCGAUGACAGCGAGGACGAGGUGGACACCAAGAAGCAGAUCAAAUACGGCAGCGGCUUCCAGGCGGCCAAGGCCAUCAUACACGAGUACUGCGACUACACGACCAUCCAUGGCAUCCGGUAUCUGGGCGAGAAGAAGCGACCGCUGCUGGAGCGACUGUUCUGGAUCAGUGUCCUCGUGCUAUCGGUCUUCACCUGCGUCAAGCUGACCCUUAAUAUCUGGGACAAGUGGAACAACAAUCCGGUGAUUGUCAGUUUUGCCGAGAAAUCCACUCCCGUCUGGCAAAUCCCGUUUCCCGCUGUCACAGUUUGUCCGGAGACAAAAACGCGGCGUGAUAUAUUCAAUUUCACCGAUUCGUAUCACCAAGUGCGUGAUUUUCAGAGCAAUGUCAGCGGCAUAGUGGACCUCACCAAUAAGCAAAAGGGAUUAUAUGGCGCUGUGUCGCAGGUUUGCGAGCCACAUUUGCAUGACGUAACACUGGGUAAUAAAACGCGGAGGGGCAUGGAAAUCAUAGACGCCCUGACUGAAGUAUCGCCCCACUUCGAUGACACCUAUCUGAACUGCAAGUGGCGCAACUCUCCGGUUAAAUGCAGUGACAUUUUCCACAAAUUUGUGACGGAGGACGGCGUUUGCUACAGUUUCAAUUCACUCAGUCCAGCGGAGAUUUUCCGGGCGGAAGGUAUCAUACCCGACUUUAUCUUCCGCGAGGAGAACCGACUGUCCAUGGACUGGAAUGUGGAGGAUGGUUAUAGCGCCGGUGCGGAUACUUCGCCUUAUCCAAAUCGAGUUUUGGGCCCAGGAGCCAGAGCUGGCUUAUAUCUAUUCAUGGGUGGUGCGGAGAUCGAUUUCGAUGACAUGUGUCGUGGGCCAGUUCAGGGCUUCAAGAUUUUGUUGCACACACCUGGCGAUGUGGCCCAAGUGUCCAAGCAGUACUUCCGUAUACCAUUCGACCAGGAGGUGCUUAUAUCCAUUCGUCCCAAGAUCAUUACCACUUCGGAUGGUCUGAAGCACUACGAACCCAAUCGGCGGCAGUGCUAUUUCCAGAAAGAAAGGGAAUUGCGUUACUUUAAUAUCUACUCGCAGAGUAAUUGUGAACUGGAGUGCCUGGCCAACUUCACGUUGACCAAAUGUGGCUGCGUCAAGUUCUCCAUGCCACGUAAUGUAAAUAUGCCUGUUUGCGGUGACGCCAGCCUGAAGUGCUAUAACCAGGCCGAGGAUGAGCUGCUGCUCAGGGAAUUCACACAGGGCUUGGUUAACGCUGGGGAAAAUACACGGGGAGAAACCGAGUGCAACUGCCUGCCAUCGUGCACUUCCAUUGCCUACGAGGCUGAGAUCUCCCAGGCUGAUUUUGAUUACAAGACAGUUAUCAAUACGGAUACUCCAGAGGGCAAGGAGGAGCAGGAGAAGAGACAAGGCAUGAAGAUGUCCCGCGUGUCCAUCUUUUUCAAGGAGGCCCAGUUCCUGACCUCUCGCCGCUCAGAGCUGUACGGUACCACCGACUUUCUUGCCAAUUGUGGUGGCUUACUGGGCCUCUUCAUGGGCGUGUCCAUGCUGAGCAUCGUGGAACUGAUCUAUUUCUGCACCGUGCGCCUCAUCUCGAACCUGAGGAUGCGCCGCAAAACCCGCAAGGAACUGCUGAAGGCGGUCAACAAGGACGCCUAAUCGCAGGACCUGCUGCACAGCCUACAAAUAAUCCAGAAUCAAGUGAAACCAGCUGAACUGGAAGCCAAAGUUGAGCUGACUCUGCUGCUCUGUGUUUGUGUUGCGUUAAAUGUUAAAUCUGCAAACAAUGAAAAUAAAGUUGUACUCAGCACUAGACGGCAAAUGCAGUCCUCUACGAGUAUCUGU
This is a messenger RNA of Drosophila teissieri, 1998 nucleotides long. RefSeq names its product pickpocket protein 28 (gene ppk26). The transcript has 6 exons. Gene Ontology annotation, biological process: sodium ion transmembrane transport. The record is from RefSeq and is a predicted model, not a curated record. The coding region runs from base 19 to 1812 and encodes 597 amino acids. NCBI's taxonomy places the organism in Eukaryota, Metazoa, Arthropoda, Insecta, Diptera, Drosophilidae. Gene Ontology annotation, molecular function: ligand-gated sodium channel activity. Gene Ontology annotation, cellular component: membrane.